AUGGAACCCAUGAUGGCAUCCCAGACUAUGGCUCCGGCCUUUUUUUACUACAGCCCAGAUCCCAACCCAGAGAACCGACAACACGGCCACUUCACGCCUCACCUGCACCAGCAGAUGCAAGUGUUCCCAGUCGUGCCGGUGCUUCCUUCAACGCCCAUCUACUCUAGACCGAGCUCGUCUUGCUCGCAGCCGCCCAUGUACCAGCCCAAGGCAAUGACCAGUGUGCCCUCGCAGCUGACGCCUCGCGCUUCUCCCCAGCCUCAGCCGCACCACAGACCCACGAUCAUGCUGGAGACGGAGAUUUGCGACGCCGAUGGCAUGCACUACCCGUCCACGCCACCGCUGUCUUCGUCUGGCAGUGCCAUCAGCAGCCCUGGCAGCUACGACGUUCUGGCGACUCCCAUGAACCCCAUGUUCUCGGGACUGGAUGGCUUCCAAGGCGCUAUCAAGAAGGAACUCCAGUCGCAGCAACCCGAGCAGUUCCCUGUGUUGGACUGGUCCAGCUGUGCAUCACCCCCCAUGACGCCUGUGUACCUCCAGUCUCAGGCUGCCGCACAACCAGGCAAGCUCGUCUCGCUUAACACCAGCAACGCUAGCGAGCUCCUUUCCACAGCCUCCUGCCCUUCACUCUCACCCUCUCCCUCCCCCUACGCACGCUCUGUCGCCUCGGAGCACGACGUUGACUUCUGCGACCCGCGCAACCUCACCGUCGGCACUGUCAACUCGACCCUCGCACCCGCUCAGGCUCCCGAGUACGCUGCCCUCCCCACCCUGUGCCCUGGUGACGACGAGGAGCACAAGUUUGUCUUCAGGGGUGACGCCUUCAAGACCCAGGCCGCCCCUGCCAACUCCCAGCAGCACAGCUCCACCACGUCAUCUUUUGACUUCAACCCGCACAGCCUGCCGUCCUUUGACGAUUUCUCUGACCUCGAGUCCGACGACGACUUCGUCAACGGCCUUGUCAACCUAGGUGCCUCGUCUCCUGCCGCUCAGCCCUCUAGGUCGCGCGCCAGCUCGGACGCCAUCUCCCUCGGCCACGAGAGCUUCGUUUGCGACGAGGACUUUGAGGAUUUCGACGCUAGCGAGUCCUUCGAUCGUUGCUGCAUGCCCAGUCCUCCUGAUUCCGCAUCUGAGAGUGACUGCCACCGCGACAAGCGAGCCAAGAAGACUCAGGAGACCACAGCCACAGCUGCUCCCAAGAUGAAUGUCGCCGCAGACAACUCUGGCAGCUCGGAGCAGCAGACCCCAAGCAACCAGGACAAUGGUAAUGCUGACAACAACUCGGACGAUGGCUCAUCGGGCGCUGAGAAUGGCGACUCGAACCCCGUCCCAGCACCUGCCAACCGCCGUGGCCGCAAGCAGUCACUGACUGAGGAUCCGUCAAAGACCUUCGUCUGCGAGCUCUGCAACCGUCGCUUCCGCCGACAAGAGCACCUGAAGAGGCACUACCGCUCCCUCCACACUCAGGACAAGCCCUUUGAGUGCCAGGAGUGCGGCAAGAAGUUUUCCCGCUCUGACAACCUCUCUCAGCACGCCCGAACCCACGGCUCCGGCGCUAUUGUCAUGAACCUCAUUGAUGAUGUCGAUGCUGUCGCCGCUGCUAGCUAUGGCCAUCCUAACAUGUAUGCACAUGCAGCGGCUGCCGCUAGUGGUGAGGAGUACCACACAUUUGGCAAGGUCCUUUUCCAGGUCGCCGCAGAGAUUCCGGGGAGUGCAAGCGAACUGUCUUCUGAGGAAGGCGUCAGCGACACUCACGGAAAGAAGAAGCGAAAGCGAGCUGAGUAA
Molecule: messenger RNA, 1785 nt
Organism: Phaeoacremonium minimum UCRPA7
Lineage: Eukaryota; Fungi; Ascomycota; Sordariomycetes; Togniniales; Togniniaceae
Product: putative cutinase g-box binding protein
Exons: 2
Coding region: 1-1785 (594 amino acids)
Biological process (GO): regulation of transcription by RNA polymerase II
Molecular function (GO): RNA polymerase II cis-regulatory region sequence-specific DNA binding; DNA-binding transcription factor activity, RNA polymerase II-specific
Source: RefSeq, a predicted model, not a curated record